AAAUGCAUUAAAAGUGCGCCAAUAUAAUCUACACAGCUCGGUAGUGUUUGCAUUUAAACUAUUCUCGCUUCGAAGUUAGCAUACAUAAUCAUUAUAUCGAGCACUGUAAAAAUAAGUGGACAUUUCAAGCAGAAAGUUAUUGGACAAAGUGAUUGAUUUAAAUAGAGCAGUUCAUGCAUUUAGCUGAAGAAAACAGGCCGGCAGACAUAUGGUUGGACUCCUCGGACGGAAUACCUAGUCUCGGGGGCCGAGUUCUUGAAAUACGCAAAGAAAAAUCCCGUGAUGCUGCGAGAUCCCGUCGUGGGAAGGAAAACUACGAGUUUUACGAGUUAGCCAAGUUACUGCCGCUUCCAGCCGCGAUCACUAGCCAGCUUGAUAAGGCGUCUAUCAUACGACUGUCGAUCAGCUACCUGAAACUACGAGACUACUGUGCUCAUGGAGAGCCAUCAUGGACCAGAGACGCUCAAGGUGCAAGGCGCAUGAAGUCCAGUACAGCAAGUGACAUGUUUGAACAGAACCAGGGCGCUUAUAUCCUUCAGUCGCUAGAUGGAUUCGCAUUUGUAUUGGGAAGCGAUGGACGAUUUCUGUAUAUAUCCGAAACAGUAUCCAUUUACCUAGGCCUGUCGCAGGUGGAGAUGGCAGGAAGCAGCAUAUUCGACUACGUUCACAGACAGGAUCAAGAGGAGCUGGCUGCACAUUUGGGGCUCGUCCUCUCAAGUAUUACAAGCACACUUAAUUCACCAUCACCAAUAGAAGAUAGUCCUCAGAGCACAAGAGCUGAAACACCUUUGCACGAUAUGGUGCCAUCGAUGACUCCUGAUGCCGAAAAAGGUUUAACUCGAUCUCUUUGUGUACGAAUGAAGUCAACUCUAACGAAGCGAGGUGUUCAUAGCCGGUCAUCGGGAUAUAGAGUAGUGCUUCUUCUAGGACAGUUUCGGUGCCAAUGCGAUGUGGAUCACAACAUGGUCCAGUCGUUAGUAGGAUUUUCAGGGGUUGCCAUUGCCCUUCCACCACCAGCAAUAACCGAGUUGCGUAUUGAAGCUGACACGUUUAUCAUGAGACUUGCAUCUAAUUUAAAGAUUAUUUAUUGCGAGAAUGUCAUAAACGAAAUGACUGACUGGAAAACCGACGAUAUUUGUGGCAAGGAUCUGUUCUCCCUUUGUCAUCCUGGUGACAUUCCGCGUGUGGUUAAAGUACACACCGAUCUGUUGAAUAAAGGUCAAGUUUUGUCGCCCUCUCUGCGUCUCCUGAACAAGGGUGGUGGAUAUAUUUGGAUCCAGCUGUGCUGUACAACACUAUAUAGCUCAAAAACAUCGGACGACCACACAUUCCUAGCUAUUGUCCAAACAGUAAGUGGAAUUGAGAACAGGGACCUCGUUUUGGAUAUAAGUCAGUUAAAAACCUCGGGAAUAACGUCUAGAUCCACAGUUUUAUCUGAUAUCGAUUCUGUUGUUGUUGACCCACAAUCGUGCAUGAGCCUUUCGACAGAGGACAGCCAGACAGCUUCUAACAGCGAUCAAUCCGACACCGACGAAAAGGAUACUUCAGAAAAUCAAUUAAUGAAUAAGGAAGAUAUAAGAACAAAAUCUGUGUUGAAUAAAACAAAUUCUUUUAAAAUAAAAGAAAAAAAAUCCGAUAAUCGAAUUUCUCGAAGGAAAACCGAUCGUCCAAAGAAACGCAAGCGGAAAUCAGAUGCUGAUCAAUCGCUCGUUUCUCAAACCCAUCACGAGUUGAUCUCAAAGAAUACAGAACCACAUUGUAAUUAUGUUUAUUGUUGUGAUUCUUAUCAAUUAGGAAUGAAAAAGCAUAGUUCAGUAUGCAGUGGACACAACUCUUCAAAUAAGCGUGCGCUAAAGAAUGGCACUCUCUGUCUCAAUGAAAAGACCUCGGCACAGCAGCUAAAUCCUGAAGAUUUGUCGAUCAAACAAUCUUCGUCACAUCGGACCAAAACACAUACAACCGCCGCAAAUGCAACAGUAUCAACUGAAUGUUUAAAUGGUGCAUCGAAUUAUUUAAACGCGUCUGAAACAGCAAAAUGCCGCCAAUUGACAUCCAAGUUGCGCUUACCUGAUGAUGACCAAUUACAAAUAAUCGAUCCAGUUUGGUUUAGGCAGUGUCACCCUCCCUCUACUAGAUCACUUCAUUUGUUGAAGUACAACAUGCUUGCUAAUCGCGACACUGUAAUUCGAACUAGUCUCACAAAAAACUCGUCAGACUCUAACAUGUCUUCAGAAAGCAUGCAAAAGGACUCAUUUCGACUCCAUUUUCCUACUCUGAAUCACAAAAGCACGAAUUAUAAAAUUCCCGAUAUUGGCUUUCUUAUCGAUGAGUUAGGAACAAUACCGGCGGAAUCAAUCGCACCACCUGAAACGUGUGUUUUUUCUGAAAGUGAUUUAAGUUGUCCUCACGCUAAAAUAGUGACAAAUCCUGAAUUUUCUUUUGAAAAAAGCAAUGCAAUCGAAGGAAUUUCUAGUCCAGUCGAACAACCAUUCCUGAGAACCCAAAGUUACAACAACAUGUAUUAUAUUGCUAGCUCCAAUCAAACCAUUGCAAGUACUUCGAUCCAGUACCGCACGAAUUCUACACGUACGUUUUGGUAUGGAUCCCCUAAUGCAUCGUGAUAAUCGAAUUCGUAUUCCUUCGUCGUUUUUGGUAAAAUACUUUUAUGUGGAUUUGAUAAGAGGUUGUUUAUAUUAUGUCGCAAAUACGCUUAAGUCUACAUUUCGUGUUCGAAAUGUGAGUGGACAGUUCAACAGACAUCGUAAGACAAUAGGCUGUCCCUCAGCUGCAAAACACCAGCGAUUGUUCGUCAUAUUUUUAAACAUAUAAGGCCAAAUUUUCGGAAUGUUGGCAUAUUGUGUAAUGUACGGUGAUAUGUAAACUUGGGUAUGUCGGAUAAUUUUGUUCAACUGAAUAAAUAUUUAUUUCAUCA
Messenger RNA from Dreissena polymorpha, 2932 nucleotides. Its product is annotated as neuronal PAS domain-containing protein 3-like. The record is from RefSeq and is a predicted model, not a curated record. Gene Ontology annotation, biological process: regulation of transcription by RNA polymerase II. The transcript has 13 exons. Bases 174 to 2621 code for a protein of 815 amino acids. Lineage: Eukaryota; Metazoa; Mollusca; Bivalvia; Myida; Dreissenidae. Gene Ontology annotation, molecular function: DNA-binding transcription factor activity, RNA polymerase II-specific; RNA polymerase II transcription regulatory region sequence-specific DNA binding; protein dimerization activity.